Solenopsis invicta (red fire ant) is the source of this 8045-nucleotide messenger RNA. It is a transcript of the gene Nrx-1, whose product is annotated as neurexin-3. The transcript is spliced from 25 exons. Bases 2399 to 7267 code for a protein of 1622 amino acids. The record is from RefSeq and is a predicted model, not a curated record. NCBI's taxonomy places the organism in Eukaryota, Metazoa, Arthropoda, Insecta, Hymenoptera, Formicidae. Gene Ontology annotation, molecular function: calcium ion binding.
CGGCGUCGGCGUCGGCGUCAUGCCGGGGGCGUCGCACCAUCGUCGUCGGCAGCGAGCGUCUCGACCGAGCGUCGCUUCGUCUCGCCAGGCUAGUAUCAAGCCGGGAGCCGUCGAGAGGGUCGAUCCACCUCCGGGAAUCGGUCUACUGAUCGCGACCAACAGCCACGACGACGAGGACGGCGAACGGGGGACUUACGUGGUUCGCGCGCCUUGUCCCGACGUGGACGUUUGUCGGUAGUUUCGCUGAAGCCUCCGGGUGGCGAGAGAGAAAGAACGAGCGAGCGAGCGAGCGCGCGCGUGAGAGAGAGAGAGAGAGACAGAGAGAGAGGGACAGAGAGACAGAGAGAGAGAAGGAAAAAUGGAGCGCGCGGCCGGAUCGAUCGCGAUACGAACGGAUGGCUGACUCGAGAGUGAACCGCGAGCGAGUAACGUAGUCGUCUGACUCGGUUCCGAGCAGUGGGAUCCGUGCCGCGCUGUGCCGGCGCCAUUGAACGCCACCACGAGCUCGCCACGGGGAAAACGGCGACGUCGCGAACGUGCCGAGUGAUCAUCCCCCGGCAUCUCUCGCGAUUCUGCGUCGCGGACGGCGGAGAGAGAGAGAGAGAGAAAUAGUGAGAGAGUGAGAGAGGGACAGGGAGCCUGGUGUGUGGUGAAAGUGCUCAUCGCGUGAUUAGGUCGAGGUCGUGUCGCUCGUCGCUGGGACCGCUCUCUCUCCAUCCCGGUGACCUUCGGUGCCGGGGAUGAAGCGCGAAGUCAGGUGACGUUCCACGCGAUUCGGACUGACUUGCUCGCGAGCGACGACGCGUAUCCCGCCGAAGGAGCCGCGCGGUGAAAGUGUGUCAUCGUCGCGACGCGAUACAGAAGGUGACUCUCGAGCUUUGGAUCGUCACUCGAGCGUCCUCGACGUCGCGGUAGCUGUCUCCACAUUGGCGCUACGCGCUAAUCCUCUACCUGAGGAUUUUUCAAGAUACGAAGAGAGCUCCGAGAAACAGGAAGAAACUCCAAGUCCACGUUAAUCCUUUUGAAUUUUUCGUAUCCUUGCCUCCCCGACAGAGAUUGCGUACUCUAGACGCUCGAGUACGCGAUUGAGACCUUCGCAGCGGGCGACACACACGCACGUGAUUUAUUUUGUCAUCGGUUUCUGAAGAGUCAAACCUUCCUCUUCGCUGGCUGUGCCGUGUCUUCGACGUCACCGACGGAACGAACUCGAGGGGGAAAGAAAAAGAAAAAAAAAGGAAACAGUCGGUCAUCUUCGCAAAAAUCAGAAUCUCGAGGCAAUAGACGUGUCCUGUGACGGAUUGUGAGGGAAGAAAGUCCGCCGUUUGAGACAAGACGUCGAUACGUCAUCUGCCCCGUCAAACAUACUUCGCAUAGUGACUGUGAUCGAUAUCGAUUGAUUUUCCAUAGGAAUAUGAUGUUGGUACAGGGAGAUUGAAUUCUAGUCCGUGGUCGCGAACCAGCAUGUUAAGCAGUAAAAUCUAACUGAUGUUCUCUGGAGGAAAGUACGUUAUUAUCCUAGACUGUCCGGUUGAUUCUAAAUCGUAAUAUCAUAAACGUGCGAUCGUAGCGUUUGUUUAUGGAGAAACUUGCCGUUGUCAAUUGAUUGAUGUGCACGUUACGUACACGCGCAUUAAAGAGAAAAGGAUAGUCGCGAAUCCUCUCGUCGCGUUCUCGAGUGAGCUUUAGAGUGAGCUCGGGAGGCAAUUUACGAAUCUUGAUGCGUCCAAUUAACAGACUGAACUCGCAAGUGAAAACAUAUCCAGAAAUAUCGACUUUUUAUGAGAAUAACGAACGAAUCUCGUGCUAAUUGAAGUAAUUCUAUUCGAUAUAAGAUUUAAAAGGGUAUCAUUUUAUGGAUAAUCAUUAUCGAGGUUUUUCGUAAGCAUUUAUCGUUGUAACUUGUCUCGAAAGGGGGAAUCCUAGAAUUCAAUAACAAAGACAAAUCGCAAUUUGGGACGAACGCGUCGGAUCACCAUCAAAUUGAUUGAUUUUCAGCGAAACGGUAUUUGGGAGGAAACGCAACGACUUUCCCGCCCGAUGUGUAACGAGUUUGUUCGGUAAGAGGUCACGCGAGAACUCAAGGAGCCUCCAAUCGAGGACACUCGGGUAUUUACGCGGCAAAGGGGUAGGUAGAGAGUGGAGUACGCAGGGAGGGAGAGUACGCACGAGCGUACGCUCGCGAAAUCGCAUAUCACACACCCAACCCACGCACGAUUCGCGCGUGCGUGCUCACGUGCUCACGGAUGCAGCCGGGUGGUGCAACGUGGCCGACGUCACGCACCCACGCCUCGAGCGCCCACGCGAGAUGCGUAUGAGCGCGUGACAGGUCCUUCGCGCGCGUAACACGAGAACGGAGCGGGAUCCAGCGGGAGAUCCACAGAUCCAAGAGAAGUGAAUCAUGCGUCCCACGCUUUUGCCGGCGCCGCUGCUGCUGGCGGUGAUGCUCGCCUGCCAGGCGGCCUGGUCCUUCCUGCUGGAGGGCUCCGCCACGAGCUACGCGCAAUUUCGCAAAUGGAACGCCGGCCUGAACGGCACCCUCGAGUUCGAGUUCAAGACCGAGCAGGGCAACGGGCUGCUGCUCUACACGGACGACGGCGGCACCUAUGACUUCUUCGAGGUCAAACUGGUCGAGAGCGCUCUCAGACUGAGGUACAAUCUCGGCGGCGGGGCGCAGAUUGUCACGGUCGGCCACGACCUCGGCGACGGCCACUGGCACAAGGUGCAGAUCUCCAGGUGCAACGAGAACACCACCCUGACCGUCGACGGUGUCGGCGCGGUCUCGACGUCGCGCGGCAAGGAGUUCGAGUUCGGCAAGCUCGCCGGGAACUCGGACGUCUACGUGGGUGGUAUGCCUAGCUGGUACAACAGCAAGCUGACGCUGUUGGCGCUGCCCAGCGUGAUAUUCGAGCCAAGAUUCAAUGGAUUUAUUAGGAAUCUCGUGUAUGCCGACGGGGAGAAUACUGUGCCCAGGAGGCAGGAGAUGAAGAGUCGAAACGCCAAGUGCGGUGGCUUCCCCUGCGUCGAGAGCGCCAACAAACGCAAGUCGACGAGGAGUUUACGCAAUAUGACGAAUACGACGGAUGCCUGCGAGACUCGCGAUCCGUGUCAGCACGGUGGCAUUUGCAUUUCUACGGACAGCGGACCGAUUUGCGAGUGUCGCACCGGCGAUUAUGAAGGCGCAUAUUGCGAGAAAGACAAAGCCCCCUCGGAAGCAUCCUUCAGAGGGACUGAGUAUCUCACGAUAGAUUUGAGCAAAGGAGAACCGGUGCUCAGUACACAAGAAUCCAUAAGCCUCCAGUUCAAAACGAGACAGGCGAAUGGACUUCUAUUUUAUUCCGGAGAGGGCGAUGAUUAUCUCACCAUAUCGCUGAGAGACGUAUCGCUGAGAGACGGAGGUGCCGCGGUUGGCAUGACCCUAGCCAAAGGGAGAUUGGAUCUGCACAUAAAGCCGGCCAAGGUGCGGUUCGACGAUCAUCAAUGGCACAAAAUUAGCGUCCACCGUAAAGUUCAAGAGAUUUCUUCGAUAACCAGCUUUUGCAGGCUCUCCGCUAUUGUCGAUGGAGUUUACGCCGAGCAUGGUCAUACAGCGGGAUCGUUUACACAUUUGGCGAGCGAUCGACUACUCGUUGGUGGGGGUGCGAGGUCCUUGCAGGGCGCCAAAGGGAUCAACAACUUCGUCGGAUGUCUGAGAAAGGUGGAGUUUUCUGCGGAAAGAAUCAGAAUGGAGCUGAUCGAAGCAGCGAAAAGCGGAGCGGCAGGUGCUGCAGCUUGGGGAAAGAUGGAAUUUCACUGUCGCGAACCUAGAACCACAGAUCCAAUCACGUUCACCACCAGGGACUCACAUCUCAAGGCUGGAUCAACGAUAAACAGGCGACUCCACGGCGCUUUGGUCACCUUCACCAGCCCAGAGUCCCACCUGGUUCUGCCACCCUGGAAAAGCGCCAAGACUGGAACUAUAUCCUUCAAAAUUCGUACGAACGAGCCCAAUGGAUUGAUCAUGUACAGCCGCAGCGGAGCGCAGACGAGGCAAGAUCUGUUUGCCUUCGAGAUUCUUGGCGGACAUCUUUUUGUACACGUCGAUCUUGGGAGCGGCCCUGUUAAAGUAAGAGCAUCGAAGACACGCGUGGAUGAUGGCGCCUGGCACGAUGUUGUCCUAAGGCGAGCUGAGAGAGAAUGUCGAGUUACUGUCGACAGCAACACGGUCGAGUUUCGCACGCCAGGAGACUCCACGCAAUUAGAUUUGGAUGGUUUGUUGUACAUCGGUGGUGUGGGUGCGCCUUUUGCGCCCUUGACUGUUCCGCCCGUUUUGUGGACGGGCACCCUUCGACAGGGCUACGUGGGAUGCAUGAGGGAUCUCGUCAUCAAUGGACACCCAAUAGACAUCGCGGGAUAUGCUCAGCAACAGGAUUCGGGUGCAGUGAGACCCGCGUGUCACAUUCAAACCUCGCAUUGCCUUUCGAGCCCGUGUAUGCACCGUGGUACUUGUGUCGAAGGGUGGAAUCGAUUUCACUGCGAUUGCACUAACACAUCUUUCACAGGGCCCACUUGUGGCAAAGAUGCGUCGACACUGCAUCUGAACGGCACGCAACAAAUGACGGCGUUGAUGCCGGAUGAGUCGAGAACGCAGGCAGAGGAAAUUGUCGUACGAUUCAAAACGACGAGACCGCGCGGUCUACUAUUCGCGACUAGUUUCGGCGAGAACAACGCCGAUCGCUUGCAGAUAUAUUUGGACGGGGGCAAAGGGCAGAUGCUGAUUCACAUCGGAGAUCGAGAUAAGUUGUUGACAGCCGGGCAGGGUCUUAAUGAUGACUUAUGGCAUACACUAAGGUUCUCCAGACGACUCAAUUCUCUCAAGUUGCAGAUCGACAGUGACACGGCAAUACGAGCGGAAGCGCAGCUGGGAAAGCAGGGCGUUUUGGAAUUCCGCACCCUCCACGUAGGCGGAUAUCCUCAUGCGGGCGAAGACAUACCGCAUUUCGUGGGCCAGCUGCAGCAGAUCUGGUUCAACGGAUAUCCAUACUUGGAGAUUGCGCGCAGCGCGGGAAGCCAUCAAGCUUCGCAUCAGGGCGUCGCGCCCAUCAUCCGAGUCACCGGCAAGUUCGGCAAGAGAAACCAUCCGGUUCAUCAUCCGGUGACCUUCACCUCCAAGCACACUUUCGUAGGACUUCCGGUACUCAAGGCGUACCUGGAGACUAACAUCUAUUUCCAGUUCAAAACGCGUGAAGCGAACGGCUUGAUCCUUUAUAACGCUGGAAGAGAACAUGAUUUCAUCGCGGUAGAGCUAGUAAACGGGCACGUGCACUACGUGUUUGACCUAGGCGACGGAGCUGUCAGGGUCAGGGACACUUCGAAGACCAAGCUGAACGAUGGCAAGUGGCACGCUGUCAGUAUCGGUAGACCUGCUUCAAAGAGGCAUACUCUCUCCGUGGACGAUCACGUGACCGCUGUCAACAGUCAGGGCAGCAACGAGAAUCUUGACCUCGAUGGCAUUUUGUAUAUAGGCGGAGUGGAGAAGGCGCAAUAUGGCCUAUUACCAAAGCAGAUUCUCAGCCGUCACGGAUUUGAGGGGUGUUUGGCAUCGUUGGAUCUCAGCGGGGAAAGCACCGAUCUCAUUACUGAUGCCGUCGUGCCGAGUUCACUCGUCACAUCCGGAUGCGACAUAUACACCAACCUGCAUCCGGGCAAGAAGUGCACUCAUGAUCUCUGCGCCAAUCACGGGACAUGCGUGCAGCAGUGGAAUAGCUACACGUGCGACUGCGACAUGACGAGUUUUACGGGGCCGACUUGUAAUGAUGAGGCUAUCGCUUACGAAUUUGGAGCCGGAAGAGGAAUUAUCACGUAUACCUUUCCGCCCGAUCGUCGACCGGAAAUGAAAAGGGAUACUGUGGCUUUGGGUUUCGUCACCGGCGUUAGCGACGCCGUACUGCUUAGGAUAGAAUCUGCGUCGAGUAACGAUUACCUCGAAAUCGAAAUUGUGGAAGGUAACGUUUUCGCGGUUUAUAAUAUGGGCACCAACGAUCACCCAAUCGGCGAGGUUGGCGUGAAAGUUAACGACAACCAAUAUCACGUGGUUAGAUUUACCAGAACUGGGCCGAACAGCACAUUACAAGUCGAUGACUACAAUUUGCAAUCUAAUCACCCGUCGGGUCAUCAACUGACGGUUUUCAACAGCCAGUCCACUAUUCAGGUAGGCGGCCGUUGGAAUCGCAGUAAAGGCAGAGUGGAAAGACCAUUUCUAGGUAUGAUAGCCGGACUGGUCGUCAACGGUGCCAGGAUUUUAGAGCUGGCGGCGGCCAAAGAUGGCAAAGUUACAGUUAGAGGAGACGUGCAACUUCUGCCGGCUGGAAGUCUUCUGGAUCGCGCUCCACCGCUACAAAGAAUGCAACAGACACCGGCGUCCGGCUUUCCCGGCGUCAUGGACGACCUCAUAUUCUCCGGCGCCGGAAGUGGUUGCGCCGGCGAUGACGAGGACGAGGAGUGCACUCCGAUUUAUGAGUCAGGUUCCGGUAAGUAUGACAUCAUCACACCAGUGUACGUGGCACCCACACGAUUACCGACGACAUUGAGGCCGAAGCUACACAAGGAAAAUAUUCAGGAGCGUCCAUCCUGCGACGAUGAAGAAGACUGCGAAGAGGGCUCCGGCGAUCCCAGAACAACGGAGGAGAUUUUCGUCACCUCGGCCACUGAUAUCAGCUCGGUAACGUACACGACGCCCCGUGAGUAUUCGACGAGCCAUAUCAGCACCCAGACGACGUCGACGUCGUCGACAACGUUGAACCGCGACGUAGUCACCGUCUCCGUCCAAUACAAUGUGUCAACUACAGACCUCGAGACCAGCCAUAGCAGCAGCGUCGUGACGCAUCGAUCGACAACCGUGACGACGCAGACAACGACAACGGAGAUGACGGAGCCGCCACCGCCGCCUCCGCCGCCGGUGUACCCGCCGAUGCCUACUCCGCCCAAAAACAACAAUAAUAAGCGGAUCACGUCCGAGGCAGCGGAGAACGCCGCGCUCAUAAUCGGAAUCAUCGCCGCCGCGCUGAUAGCGAUAGUUCUGAUCAUACUGAUAAUUCUCAAGUUUAAAAAUCGGCCGGAGACGAGCUAUAAGGUGGACGAGACGAAGACGUUCUGCCAAGAUCCAAACGCGGCCCUGCUGGGCGCCGCGGGCUCCGGCCAGCCCUUCAACGGCGCCUUGAAGAAUGGCGCCAAUGGCAGCAAAACUAACAAGAAGCGAGAACUGAUAGACAUUAAAGAGUGGUACGUGUAAAAGGGGGGCAUUCCCCCAUACCGAGCAGGACAAUGCCUUGUGCUUGAGGUUUGUGUACAGGAGGUAUAGCCAAGAAACAUGGUUAGAACGCACCACCUUUCGUCACCUUUCGUCGUUGAAAAAGCUCCAGGAUUAAAAGAGGCAGAGAAGAUUAAGCGAAACGAUCCUUUUGAAUCUCGCGCUGCAAAGAAAUCAGGGAACAUUCACGAUGAAACAUCCUUACCUGCUAAAUAUUAAACUCUGCUGUAAUUUCCAAAAGGAUUCCGAGAUUCCAAGGAUCUGUCUCGACUGGCAAAAUGCAAAAAAGUGAUCGAGUAUUCUUCGAGAGAGUCUCGUUUGAGUUGCUCAUUGCAUGAUAGACGAUCUUUCAUGGGGUGGCCUCGUGAAAUAUCCGAUCGACGGUGAAUACGACGUAUGUAGUUGCGCGUGCGAAAAUGGUUUUUCGAUUAUAAGUGAGAAGAGGCAGAAAAUCCCCGCGAUAGCUUACAGGAAGACCGGUGUAAUAAAAAAAGGAUCACAGUUUAUUAAAAAUUCUCUGUUCCGUACGAGAAGGAUGGAAACGCACGAGAGACGAUCAAAUAUCCUUGAUUAAAGUACAUUUUGUAAGAACUUUAAGCUCGAGAUUGAUAGGUCGCAUAUUUAGAGGAAAGAACGUGUUUACUCUUCGAGGAAAAACAUAAUGAGUCCGCGGACUACUUUGGAAAAAUAUGAAAUCAUUCUUUAAUUCUGUUGAAGCAAAGUCGAUCACACUUAGAAAGGUCCGUCGAACUGCUCGCUC